Conger conger (European conger) is the source of this 5796-nucleotide messenger RNA. Its product is annotated as stereocilin. The record is from RefSeq and is a predicted model, not a curated record. Bases 1 to 5772 code for a protein of 1923 amino acids. Lineage: Eukaryota; Metazoa; Chordata; Actinopteri; Anguilliformes; Congridae. The transcript has 29 exons. Gene Ontology annotation, biological process: cell-matrix adhesion. Gene Ontology annotation, cellular component: stereocilium tip; kinocilium; cell surface.
AUGGCCAAACAGGGAACGGCCAUGCUUUUCGUGCCACUCAUUAUUUUAUUCAUAAGAAUCCCAGUCGUCAAUACAGGAGACGAGAGACCGGCUGAGAGGGAAGCAGUCCUGAAAGAGCUGAUCUCACUCUGGCGCAAAGGAGGGGGGUGGUUUGCCCCCGGAGAGCAGCCCGCCACAGUCAGAACACAAGACCAAAAGAUCCAAACCGCAGUGAGAAACAUUGUUGGCAGCCUAAAAACACUGGGGCUCCUCCCUGCAAAGAGCGUGAACCUCCCUCGUCUUGGAAAAUCUCUGGACACCAACCGGCUGUCGGGGUUCCUCUACAACAUCUCCAUGUACCUGCAAGGAGCGUCGGCAGAGUGGGAGGACAGGCCGCAGUCCUCUGAUCGGGAUCAGUUUUGGGAAAAACUGCUGUACUCUCUCCUCCAGCCUGAAGGGGGCGGCGCAUUUGGGCAGUGGGAUGACAAAAUCCCACCCAGGCCCAGCUUUAGCCUCCAGGAUUUCUUCCUGUCCCUCAGGGGCAGCCCGCACUGGGACGGCCUGCUGGGACUGCUGCAGACCAUCCUGGGCAUCACAGAGCGGCAGCCGCCCGGGUCCUUCCGCGACUUCCUCUCCCAGAACUGGAAGACUGUGAGUGCCCUUUUGGAGACCGUUCUCCAGGCCCUCGUCAGUGGGACCUAUGGGCAGGCCAGCGCAGGUGUCCAGGGAUUCAUCUGUGUCUUGCAGGGACGCAGUGACUGCGCCUUCAACACAGGCUGGCUGCGGCAGCUCAUGAGCUUUUUGGAGACACGGAACUGGAAGCCCGUGGUGAAUUUUCACUCUGAAGGGGUGAGCAGAGAGCAUCAUGGAGGCCCUCCUUCUUUUGGUCGUUUGAAGCCCUUCAGCAUGAUUCCAGGGGCCUUAAAGGAAGAGGACCUGCUGAUCAACCAGACCGAGCAGGACACAGAGGAUCUGGGCACCAUGCAGAACAUCUUUCUCCAGGCUCUGUCACGGUCCACCACCGGAGAGAGGGCGGGGCAGGCUGUGGAGCCUAACCCUGCACUUGUGCAGGGAUUGGAUACCAUCCGGCGGGGUCUCCUGCACCGAUUGGGCAGCUCGGUGUAUGGCAACCUGAGGAGGAAGGUGUCCCGGGUAACUGUGGCCCUGCUGGACGACGUCUCCAGCCUUGUGGGCAUGCCACAGGGUCGUGGGGGGCAGUGCUCUGUGGGUGACCUGAGACAAUUAAUUUUGUGGGGGAUCAGACAUAAUUUGACCUGGAACGCACAGGCGUUGGGCUUCAAUUCGCAGGGCCCCCCCAGCAGACCCCCCUUCAUGUCCUGCUCCUCCCCUGGUGACGAGGGCCAGGCCUCCAGACCCCAGCCUCCCGCUCGCAGGCCCAAGUCCCUCCUUCCCCACAUGCUGAUGAGCGAAGACUGGGACCUGAGAGAGGCGGACUACCCGGCCUCGGCUGAGAUCCUGGAGGCCGCCUGUAACGAUUCUAUCCCAGGGCUCACUGGGGUGUCUAACUUCACAGUGUUCCUGUACUGUAAUCUGUUCGAUGGGCCCGGCGACGCCCUGGACGCUGAAAUGGGGCCCGUCGGGCCGGAUCUGCACGUCACGUGCUCCGACGCGGCCUGGUAUCUCUCUGCGGCGGAGGAAGACUUUUUGUGGGUGCACGUGUGCAGUGAGUUUUUUGCACAAGAGUUCAACAACACUGUUUGUGCCAACGUGUCCUUCUGGCUCCAGCGAGCCCAUAAGGCAGCGAGGCCAAAGGACUACCAUUACAUCAAUCAGUCCAGCAUUGAUGAGCUAUGUGUUGAAAUCUCCAGCGAUGUCCCUGGAGGCGCUGGUCCGGAUGCCAGUGAGGACUGCCUGGCGCAGCUGGGGGCCCGCUCUCUGAAAGCGGAGGACUUCAGGAGGUGUUUUCUGCCCAGCAACACGGCCCUCGUCACAUCCCUGUGUGGAAAUGAGUCCGCUCCAUUCCCGCAGGAGGGGGGCUGGGUGGCUGGAUAUUGCUCUAAAGUCCACAAUUCCUCCCACAUGCAUCUCUCAGCGGAGGCCUGUAGGUACAAUACCUGGGCACCAGAGGCCUUCGCCAACCUGACGCUGCUGAAGCAGUGCGGGGGCAGAGAGGGGCUGCGGGAGCACGUCUGUCGCAAUGCCACGCUCUACCUCCAGCUGGUGGCCACCCACCCCUGGCUGUUCGACUUCUGCACUGAGCCGGGAGCCGAGCCAGAGGACGCUAAGUGCGUCCUACAGCAGGUUUUCGACAUGCUGCCCGCCCCCUACGACUUUGACACCUCGCAGCUCUGUGUGAACCCCGCACCCUUCCUGCUGGAGGCGCUGUACAGGCUGAGUCAGUGCGAGGGGGCGGGGGACGAGCGCGUGGGCUGGCUCGGCACGGUGGGCUACGUGCUGCGCGUUCUGGACUUUGUGGUGGGGCUGUCGGCUGGGCUGGAGGAGGGCGAGAACGAGGUCCGGCAGGGGCUGGGCCAGGCCAUCCUGCUGUCCAGUCUCCUCGACAACGCCUCGUUCUGGGCCACCCUGCGGCCCAACGCGUCACUGAGCGUGCUCCAAACAGUCGCUGUCUUUCUAAAGAAGGAGCAGAACCCCUCUGUCAAGGAGGAUCUCCUGAGCUGCUUCAGCCCUGUACUGUGGGACCUUAUUCAGAAGGAUGACAACUCCUCUGCGCUCAAAGUCCUGCUCCAGGAGUACCUUCAGAUGCCAAGAGAAAGUAUCCGCACAAUGCUGAUGUCAGCAGAAAAAGAUGCCGUAAAAAGGUUCCUUUCACAUAUGCACCAGAGCUGGAACCAGCUGCAAGUAGAGACUGCUCAGGCAUCCCAAAAGGAGCAGCAGGCCAUGGAGACAAUGACCUCUGCCUUCAUCCACAAGUUUCCACGAGUCACCCCAGACCUCUUUGUUGACCUCUCUCAAUUCAUCCCCUUCAUGUCCGUCUCAGACAUCAUGAGCUUUCCAGCCUCCUUGAUGGUCAAUGACAGUGUGUUAAUGGCUAUCCGUGAUCAUAGCUCCGGCAUGAAGUCUCAGCAGAAACAAGCUUUUGUGAAAAGACUCCUGCAGUCUCAGGUGUUGGGAGAGGUCCCUUCCUGGCCACCAUACUUUCUGAGUUCCAUCCUGCCCCUGCUCCCACACCUCCCCAUCUGCCAUUUCCAGCAGCUGACCUCACCGCAGCUCAGUCCCCUGGUGGAAACACUGGGAAACAGCAGCUUGGAUGGUAUAAGGGGGCGCCAUGUCCUCCGCACUGUCUUCAGUGAGAAGAUGAACCUCACCAGCGACGAUUUUCUGAGGUUGGGGGUUCUAGGGUGCUAUCUGAACACAGAGGAGCUGCAUCUACUUCUGUCAGCCUCCCCUCUCUCCCAGCCUCUGUGGCAGCGGCUGGCCCUGUGUGUAUCUGACGGCCUCACCAGCGCGUCAGGCAGGCUGUCCCACUGGCUGCUCCAGGCUUUGAGGCCCCUGAAUGGCAGUGCCCUGUCCUCACCAGCACUGAGGACCCUGCGUGGGCUCCUGCCCCACCUGGGAGCCUCUUUCUUGCAGGAGUUCCCCACUCCCCAGGUGCUGGACCUGCUCUCUCAGCCAGGCAUGCCCAGGUAUCCCCCUGCACAGGCCUUUCAAAUACUGUCCAGCCUUACACAACAUACUAAUCUUAGCAUGGACACACUGUGCAGGCUGAAGCCCCUGCUCCCAGGUCUGUCCCCCACAGCCCUGAGGGACCUGACCUGGCCUGGGCCCGGGGAAGGUCCAAACUGUCAGUGCUGGCGCCCCCUACUGGCAGACCUGCAGCCUGCCCACAGGGCCAUGCUCUAUGCCACACUACAGCAGGCCCUGGACCAGACCACGUUGAACACCUCUCAGCAGCUGCGCUGUGUUCUACCUUUCAUCCCCCUGCGGAAACUAGCAUCAGAAAUAGACGGAGCGACUGUCCUGAGACAACUCCCACUCUACAAACACCUGCCCUGGUCACCUCAGCAGGCUCAAUUACUUUUCAAGAAGAUCCUUCAGGCCAAAAACAUUACACAAGAAACUGCAGUAACUUUAGGGCACAUCGCUGGUGGCAUGGGCUGUGAUUGGUUAAGGCUGUGGGCCAAUGAGUCAGACUUUUCUGAGUUGGUGCAAUUUAUCAGUGAACUUCCUGGAGAAAUGAGACCAGCCCUGCGGAAAUGUGUCACAGAGGAACUGCAGAAGCGACCAGAGACAGAUAUGAAUGUUCUCUCCCCAUCAUUCUCUGCGAGAUUACCAGUGAAGAUGAUUGAAAAGCUCUCCAAUAUUUCACUGGUAGCAGUCCUGGACUACAUCCAGCAGAACUUCGAUUCCUUCCUGCGGCUGCCCAGGCACAAGCAGACUGCACUGGCUGAACAGGCACUCUCUGUCCUGGGUAUCACCCAGGAGGAGAGCAUCUCAGGGGCUGUUCUGGACCUCCUGGGCCCCCUUCUGCCCUUCCUGGACAGGGACCUGUUUGGGCAGGUGAAUCGAGAGGCCCUGAGACAGCGGCUGGAGGAUCUAAAGGGCUACUGCCUGCCGCGGGACAUGCUGACAGAGAUCGCCAAGGUUCUCACAGACAGAGGCCUGUUUGGUGAGCCAUCAUCCUGGACUGUGGGUGAAGUGGAAGAGGCAGGCAGGCUGGUGUUCACUCUUUCUCCCCGGCAGAUCGCCUCUCUUCCCCUGGACGUCCUCAGCACAGAGACGGUAGAGCAGGUCCUGGAGGCUGAGAGGAGCUGGGAGGACAGUGAGGUGGGCAGAGGCUGCAGGAGUCUGCAGGAGCAGAGGGAGAAGAGAGAGAGCCUCCUCAGAGGGAUCAUCAAAGGGAGGGGCAGGAGGAGAAAGGAGCCCACCCCGAGCUGUGCCGAUAUCAAGGGGACGUUCCCCUCAGCGUGGAGGGCGGCUCAGCUGGGUCGGAUGGGGGAGGGCGAGCUGGGACGCUGCGUGGAGGUCCUGGGUCGGGACGGCUCCCUCGGACCCGAGCAGAGGCGAAGACUGUGGUCCAAACUGAGGCGGUCUUAUGGCCCAGUGAAGGCCUUAAGGCCUGCCCAGAUCCUGGAGCUCGGCUGCAUCGUCACAGAGAUGAACGAGCAAGAACUACAGGAGGCUAACCUGACUGAUCUGGGAACAGUGGCCCAUCUGGGGACCCUGACAGGAUGGAGCCCAAAGAAGAUGAGGGCAGCCACGCUGGGCUUCCUGCGUCGUGGGAGGCGCAAGGUGGAGGAUCUGGGAGAGACAGAGCUUGCAUCACUUGGAAACCUUCUCUGUGGACUCACCGCCUCUGAAAUCACACGUCUGGAUCCCCACAACCUCAGUUUGGCUGUCCUGUUCCUGAGAGAACUGGCCUUGCCAUGCGUAGAGCAACAGAUGGAGGCCCUGACCUCUCAGCUGUCCAGUCCCCUGGCCUUUGGACCAAUCAGCACCUGGGGCUCGGAGGUCUUUACUGAAAUUGGGACUCUGGCAGUGGGGCUGCCAGACAUGGUUCUCUCGGCCCUGGUGAGGGAACAAAUUGAAGGCCUGACCCCAGAAGCUAUCACCCUGAUUCCUUCUAGCAAGUUGGCGGUGGUGUUCAGUGCGACCCAGUUGUCCUGGCUCAGCCCGGAGCAGGCCUCUGCAGUGACCCAGGACCAGUGGACUGAGCUGGGCAGUGAACAGAGACAGUCCCUGGUCCAUGCGCUCUACGAAGGGGAAGUCGUACAUGAGCACAGGGGGAGAAACUGGGCCACUCCAGCAUGGUCAGUCCACAGACUGUCUGUCUGCAUACUACACCUGUGCUGUCUGUUAUGCCAUCUCUUAUAAAAAAAAACAGACAAAACAGCACCC